Molecule: messenger RNA, 3939 nt
Organism: Cuculus canorus (common cuckoo)
Lineage: Eukaryota; Metazoa; Chordata; Aves; Cuculiformes; Cuculidae
Gene: EXOC8
Product: exocyst complex component 8
Exons: 2
Coding region: 212-2332 (706 amino acids)
Biological process (GO): intracellular protein localization; Golgi to plasma membrane transport; exocytosis
Cellular component (GO): exocyst
Source: RefSeq, a predicted model, not a curated record
CGGCGUAAGUCCCGCUGUGCGCAGGUGCAGCGUCCUUCGCGCUGUACGUAGGUGCCGUACGUCCCGCUGUACGUAAGUGCAGCGCCUUUCCCCCUCUCCGUAGGCGGCGUACGUCUCGCUGUGCGCAGGCGUAGUGGCCGUGUCCCAGGCGGCGGCAGCGGGGCGGGCACCGGGCAGGCAGAGCGGGGCGGACGGGGGCGCGGCCGCGGCGAUGGCGCUGGCGCUGGGCGAAGGCGGUGGGAGCCGGCUGCGGCGGCAGCUGGAGUCGGGGGGCUUCGCGGCGGGCGAGUACGUGAAGCAGCUGUCGCAGCAGUCGGACGGUGACCGGGACCUGCAGGAGCACCGGCAGCGCAUCCAGGCGCUGAGCGAGGAGACGGCGCAGAGCCUGAAGCGCAACGUGUACCAGAACUACCGUCAGUUUAUCGAGACGGCGCGGGAGAUCAGCUACCUGGAGAGCGAGAUGUACCAGCUCAGCCACAUCCUCACCGAGCAGAAGGGUAUCAUGGAGGCUGUCACCCAGGCCUUGCUCCUCCAGGCUGACCGCGACGACCCCGCGCUGGGCGCCCGCCGCGCCGCCGCCGCCGACCCCUUCCUGUCCCUGUCAGCCAAAGAGGCGGCCGCCAGCGAGGAAGGGCGGCAGCGCACCCUCACCACCCUCCUGGAGAAGGUGGAGGGCUGCCGCGACCUCCUGCCUGAGAGCCCCGGCAAGUACCUGGUGUACAACGGGGACCUGGUGGAGUACGACGCCGACCACAUGGCGCAGAUCCAGAGGGUGCACGCCUUCCUCAUGAAUGACUGCCUGCUCAUCGCCACCGCCUUGCCCAACCGCCGUGGAGCCUAUCGCUACGAUGCCCUCUACCCCCUGGACGGGCUGGCCGUGGUCAAUGUCAAGGACAACCCACCCAUGAAGGACAUGUUCAAGCUGCUCAUGUUCCCCGAGAGCCGUAUCUUCCAGGCUGAGAACGCCAAGAUCAAAAAGGAGUGGCUGGAGGUGCUGGAGGAGACCAAGCGCAACAGGGUCCUCAGUGAGAAGCGACGCCUGGAGCAGGAGGCCCUGCCUCGGCCUACCCCGACACCCUCUGAAUCCACCAACCCCUUCGAGGAGGAAGAGGAGGAGGAAGAGCCCUCUGCUGAGGAGGAGGUGGUCGACCUCUCACUUGAGUGGAUCCAGGAGCUGCCUGAGGACCUGGAUGUCUGCAUCGCUCAGCGAGACUUUGAGGGGGCGGUGGACCUGUUGGACAAACUCAACGAGUACCUGGGGGACAAGCCUGUGAGCCAGCCCGUGAAGGAACUGCGGGCCAAGGUGGAUGAGAGGGUUCGGCAGCUUACGGAUGUGCUGGUGUUUGAGCUGUCUCCAGACCGUUCGCUGCGGGGAGGGCCACGGGCCACCCGCCGAGCUGUGUCCCAGCUCAUUCGCUUGGGCCAGUCCACCAAGGCGUGUGAGCUGUUCUUGAAGAACCGAGCCGCUGCUGUGCAGACAGCCAUCCGACAGCUGCGCAUCGAGGGUGCCACACUACUCUACAUCCAUAAGCUCUGCCAUGUCUUCUUCACCAGUCUUCUAGAGACGGCGAGAGAGUUUGAGACUGACUUUGCUGGCAACAGUGGCUGCUACUCAGCCUUCGUAGUCUGGGCCCGCUCUUCUAUGAAGAUGUUUGUAGAUGCCUUCAGUAAGCAAGUAUUUGAUAGUAAAGAAAGCUUGUCAACUGCGGCGGAAUGUGUCAAGGUAGCUAAAGAGCACUGCAAGCAGCUUAGUGAGAUUGGACUGGAUCUCACCUUCAUCAUCCAUGCCCUUCUGGUAAAGGAUAUCAAAGGUGCUUUACAGAGCUACAAGGAUAUCAUCAUCGAGGCCACCAAACACCGCAACUCUGAGGAAAUGUGGAGAAGGAUGAACCUAAUGACUCCAGAGGCACUGGGAAAACUCAGGGAGGAAAUGAGGAGCUGCGGGGUGGGCAAUUUUGACCAAUAUACAGGGGAUGACUGCUGGGUCAACCUUAGCUAUACUGUAGUAGCUUUCACUAAGCAGACAAUGGCCUUCUUGGAGGAAGCGUUAAAGCUUUACUUUCCAGAGCUACAUAUGGUUCUUCUGGAGAGUCUCGUGGAAAUCAUCCUGGUGGCUGUCCAGCAUGUUGAUUACAGUUUACGGUGUGAACAGGAGCCUGAGAAAAAAGCAUUCAUUAGGCAGAAUGCAUCCUUCCUGUAUGAAACUGUCCUUCCUGUUGUGGAAAAAAGAUUUGAGGAAGGAGUUGGAAAGCCAGCCAAGCAGCUACAGGAUCUGAGAAAUGCUUCAAGAUUGAUGCGUGUUAAUCCGGAAAGUACCACCUCUGUGGUGUGAAGUGACCUCACUGUUAUUAUGAACAGAGUAUGAAAGCACUUACUGAAAAUGUUGUCCAUUGACUAUAUGAACUAAAUGAUUUUUUUGAGUCCCUGAAAAAUACAGAAGUCUAACUGCUGCACUCCAGAAGCUGAAGACUGCAAGGAUGCAAUGCCAUUCUUGGUGGACAGGGGGUAGCGGAGCGAGGAAAAAGGUUGAGGUCACAGCAUAUCCGAUAUAAGAGUGGGUUAUGUAGUGUUUGUGACUUGGGAAAUACUAUAAUAUACCAUUUUUGGCAAAAUGUUUGUGGAAGUCUUAAAUAUAUGUACACCAUGUGGCAGGAAAAAAUCAGUUCUCAUCAUGUCACUGUAAGAAUUCUUUUUUAAGGCAGCAUUCUGGUAGAAGAAGGAGUGCUGGAACACUCCCAGGGUGUGCUAUUCAGUGAGGCACAUCCACCAUCCAGGUGUGACUCAGCGCUGCAGAUAAACAGCAUGAAUUUGCACAGACUGAUUUGUUUGUAGCAGUGCAGACUCUUCAGUUUCUCCAGCUUUCAAAUUCUCUUCAUUCAUUUCAGAGGCAGACCUAAAUAAAAAAAAGGGUUUUUUUACAGGCUUUUUGUGUUUGUGUGAAGAGGCUGCUUCUAUUUCAUAAGCUGUCCUGUGGGUUUUAAUUACAGCUCUCUGAAAACAAACCUGCUGCUGUCAGAAACAUUUGUUCCUUUCAGAGAAGUGAGAAUAACUCUUCCCUUCCCCUUUGUGUUGCCCUUCCUUGUUUUCUCAUGGGCUUCAUUGGGGUCAAAUCUGUUUGAUGAAGUGUGUACUUUUGCUUGAGGUGCUGUCAUAAAUGCAUUAUGGAGCAUUACCUACUGGAAGAAAACACAGUGAAGAGGCAUAAAUGCUUUUGAUUUGUGCAGGGCAGAGGGACAGUCUGAAGGCACUGUUUCUUUUGCAGGAAACAGAAUGCUAAUUUUGCUGUACAGAAGCAGCACAGAAUGAAGAGAGUGGGUUUGAGGCUUCCCGUAAACAAUGUGAUCUUCAAAAUACACUCUCUUUCCUGUGAAUAUUAGUAUCAUUUACUGUAGCAUGGCAAUAACCAAGAAGAACUAUCUUUUUUGCAGAAAACACAAGGACUGUAUUUGGUUGGGAACCCUAUAAUGUAGAUGGAGGAAGUUUAGGCAAAUGCUUGUAUGUUUGGAUUGAAUGGUGUUGGCUAUCUCGUUCAGUGUGUGCCUCUGAAAAUAAAAUAAGCCAAGUCUUGUGUAAAGGUUGGCUGCAAACAGUUGUUAGCAUCAUCUUCUACACUGUGUACACUUCUUCCCCUUUAGUGCAGAUUUUCUUAGUUAUGAGAAAACCAUGUUACAGCUAAGUAACCUUUUAUUAGAUUCUUAAUAAGGCUUGCAAGCUGGAAGAAUAAUUGAGUAUCCCAUUCCUCUUGCACUUUCACAUGAAAGCUUUAGCAAUUUGUAUCAUGGUAGUGAAUGCCUCCUGACUUCCUGAACAAACAAAAGAUAUCGCUAGUAAAACAUUCUGCAUAAUUGCUUACACUGGAGCUUCUUCAUUUCUCUCUGUUUUCACAGUGCUGGUUCAAUGCUGUUUUCACUUUUGUGCCUGGUUUUCCUUCUCUUGUUC